AUGCCGGCGCUGCUCAUGGACGGCGAGCUCGGGAGCCUAUGGAAGGUCUCGGCUGCUGUCUGGGCGGCCAUGUCGUACGCCCGCGUGGCCGCCGCGCGCACUAGCCCAGGCGCGGGCCGCCUCGCUGCGCUUAUGCCCGCCGUUGUGCUCUUCUACGGGAUCCCCUUCGCCUUCACCACCGCCGGGUUCCGCGGCAUCUCCGGCUUCUUCCUCAGCUGGCUCGGCACCUUCAAGCUCUUCCUCCUCGCCGCCGGCCGGGGCCCCCUGGACCCGUCCCUGCCCCUCCCCCAGUUCGUCUGCUCCGCCUCUCUACCCGUCAAGCUCCGGCAGUCCACCUCCUCCAGCAAAGCAAAGAAGCAAAACCCCGCUUCGGCGGCCACAAAGAUCCUCCUCUCCGGCGGCCUCAUCCCCUUCAUCUUGUACGCGUUCCAGUUCAAGGCGGCGAUGAGCCGGUGGCAGCUUCUCCUCCUGUACACCACGCUGAUCUACUUCGCCGUGGACUUCCUUCUGGCGUCGGUUCAGGGCGUGGUCCACGGCGUGCUGGGGAUGGAGAUGGAGCCGCAGGUGGACCGGCCGUACCUGGCGUCGUCGCUGCGGGAUUUCUGGGGCAGGCGGUGGAACCUCAUGGUGCCCGCCAUCCUCCGGCCGUCCGUGUACGGCCCGGUGCGCGCGCGCUUCGGCGUCGCGGCCGGCGUCCUGGCGUCGUUCCUCGUCUCCGGGCUCAUGCACGAGCUCAUCUUCUACUACCUCAUGUGGCAGCCGCCCAGUGGCGACGUGGCCGCCUUCUUUGUGCUCAAUGGAGCGUGCGCCGCGGCGGAGGCGUGGUGGGGGCGGCAUGCCGGCUGGUGGCGCCCGCCGCGGGUGGUGGCGGUGCCGCUCACGCUGGCGUUCGUCGGCGGGACGGGGUUCUGGCUCUUCUUCCCGGCCUUGAUCAGGGGCGGCCUCGACGAGCUUAUGCUACAUGAUUUCCAGGGGAUGCUGGCGCUCAUGGAGCAGGGCGGCCGGUGGCUUGCCGACGCCGCCGGUCCCGUUCUUUCGACUCGCUGA
Molecule: messenger RNA, 1047 nt
Organism: Lolium rigidum
Lineage: Eukaryota; Viridiplantae; Streptophyta; Magnoliopsida; Poales; Poaceae
Product: probable long-chain-alcohol O-fatty-acyltransferase 4
Exons: 1
Coding region: 1-1047 (348 amino acids)
Biological process (GO): lipid metabolic process
Source: RefSeq, a predicted model, not a curated record